AUGGCUAUGGUUAAAACCCCUGUGCUGAAAGUUAUAUUGUGUGGUGAAUAUGGUGUCGGAAAAAGUUCGAUUUUUCGUCGAUUUAUUAACAAUACAUUUGUUCCUAACUCGGAUAGACGUUCUACUUUAGGAUUGGAUCACUUUGAAAAGCCAUAUCAACUCACAGACAAAACUGUAAAGUUACAACUUUGGGAUACUGGAGGUAUGGAAAGAAUUGCUUCAGUCACCUCAAGCUACUACAAGUUUGCUGAGGCAGCAAUUCUUGUGUUUUCACUUGACAAUGCAUCCUCAUUUCAUGUUCUGAGCCAACAUUUAUUAGACAUCGUGACUUACGCAGAAAAUGCUAAAAUAUUCCUAUGUGGAAAUAAAUCAGAUUUGGAAGGUUCUUCUCCACAAGUUACUGAUGCUGACAUUGAAACUUUUUGUGAACAGUGCCACAAUCUCAUCAGCACCACUUAUAAAACUUCAUGUAAAAAUGGAACAGGCAUCGAAGAAAUGUUCACAGAUAUCGCAAUGCAACUUGUAGAGUCUAAUAGAUCAAGAAUUGAACUACAAACCUUGGACCACAACAGUUUCAAGAUAUCAAAUCCUGACCCAGUAGAUGAGCCAUCAUGUAGUUGUUGA
Spodoptera littoralis (African cotton leafworm) is the source of this 624-nucleotide messenger RNA. Lineage: Eukaryota; Metazoa; Arthropoda; Insecta; Lepidoptera; Noctuidae. The record is from the annotation of a GenBank genome assembly.